Messenger RNA from Harmonia axyridis, 2467 nucleotides. Its product is annotated as acylamino-acid-releasing enzyme-like. The record is from RefSeq and is a predicted model, not a curated record. Lineage: Eukaryota; Metazoa; Arthropoda; Insecta; Coleoptera; Coccinellidae. Gene Ontology annotation, molecular function: serine-type endopeptidase activity. The transcript is spliced from 11 exons. The coding region runs from base 285 to 2375 and encodes 696 amino acids. Gene Ontology annotation, biological process: proteolysis.
AAAAAUGAAUAUGAAACAAUUUCAUUAUUAGACAACUCAUUUUAUUCUCAUUUUGAAUUAUUUCUUUUCACUAAAACAAUCAGAAAGGGAUUUUAUCAUUUAAUUGUUUCAUUUACAUGAAAUGGUCUUAUUUGUAUUACUGAACAACAAAUAUUUGCAUAUCUUGAGUUUGAAUGAAUAGAAUUGUUUAUGAGUAGUUUACAUACAUUUUUCUUUGUAAUAAAACUGAAGCGAUUCUCCAUAUCUGAAAUACAUUGUAUGAGAGAAUAUUCACUGUUCUUGAAAUGGAAAAAAUAGUUAAUACUUAUCGAAAGUUGUGUUUGAUUCCUGCUCUAGUCGGAGCAAGAAUUGAUAAAAAUAGAAGAAUUGUAACUAGUGUUUGGUCUCAUAGAAAUUUAGAAAAAAGUAAAUCAACGAAAUUUCUGAAAUACUUUCUUCUGUAUCCAGAUUUGCAAAAAGAUCAAGAGUUAACGCCUGUUGAUAUUUCAAAUGAGCUUUUAUUUUCUGCAUCUCCUUCGGAAAAAUUUAAGGCAGUUCUCAGAGAAAAUGAUGAAAAGCAAUUUUUAGAAAUUUGGCAACAGGAGAAUCUCUAUAGAACAGUUGAUUUGAAUAUAUUGGAUAUUCAUGGAAAAGUUUAUUGCGAUGGUGAUUUUUAUACAUUUAAUUGGUCCCCUAAUGAAACAAAGUUAUUGUAUGUUGCUGAAAAAAAAAUGCCAGAUUCAAAACCAUUUUAUAAAAGAAAAGCUAGAGAGGAAAACAAUCAGAAGAAAGCUAAUCCAGGACAAGAGUAUAUCUUUCAGCAAGAUUGGGGUGAACAAAUGGUUGGAAAAAAAAAUUCUGUUGUAGUUGAAUACAAUAUUGAGAAUGACGAACUAAGCCUUUUAGAGGGAAUUCCUGAUGACAUUUGUCCUGGACAAUUGAAGUAUUCUCCAUGUGGAGAAUUUAUUGUUGGUGUUGGUUAUAAAACUGAAACAAGGAAAUUAGGACUGAUUUAUUGCACUAACCGACCAACAGACAUUUUCAAAUUCAAAGAUGGAAAAUAUGAGAUUGUUUCACCCGAAAAUAAAGCAUCAAGAAAUCCAAUAUUUUCUCCUGAUGGUAAAUCAAUUAUCUAUGUUCAGAGAGAUGCUAAGGGACCCCAUAUGAGUGGAGUGAAAUUGGUGCAGAGAGAUCUUUCAUCUUCUGGUGUAAGUGAUGAGAAGAUUUUGGUUCCUAUUGUCCAAGAGGAAAUACAAAUAGAAAAUAAUGAAAAAUUUUUUGGCCUAUACAACGCUAUGAUAAGCAAAAGGUGUUGGGCAAGUGAAAAUAGGUUGAUUAUUUCCACAAAUCAGAAAAAUACUGUUGAAUCUUUUGUUAUUGAUUUAGAUAGUGGAAAAAUAACCAAAUUGAAAAAUGAAAAUGGAAGUCUUGUUGUGUUGGAUGUUUUUAAUGAUUUGAUUCUUGCCAACAGUAGAAAUUUCUUGAAUAAAGAUGUAUUGAUGAUAGGAAAACUGCCUACAAAAGGUAAAGAGCAAUCCAUGUCUUGGAUAGAAUUGACCCAAAGAAAGAAGGUGGAGAAUUUGGAAAAUCAUGAAUAUGAAUAUCUAGAUCUGUGUCAAAGUGUUGAAGAUGUUGUCACAAAAUUUUCUGCGAUUUAUGUAGGCCCUGAUUCUGGAGCUGACAAAAGUGUUCCUUUGAUUGUUUACCCUCAUGGUGGACCUCAUUCUGCAUUUGCCAAUAAUUUUUCUCUAGAUAUUUCGUUUUGUUUAUCUAAUGGCUUUGCUGUUCUACUUAUAAACUACAGAGGUUCAAUCGGAGCUGGAAAUAACAGCGUAGACUUUCUUCUUGGCCGUAUUGGAGUAUCUGACGUUUCUGAUUGCAUUUUAGCUACAAAAGAGGCUCUGAAAAAGUAUCCAUGGUUGGAUCCUUCUAGUAUGGUACUGUGUGGGGGCUCUCAUGGUGGAUUUUUGGUGACGCACAUAAGUGGCCAAUAUCCAGAUAUGUUUACAGCUGUGGUCGCUAGAAAUCCGGUGAUAGAUGUAGCUUCUAUGAGCAUUUUCUCUGAUAUACCUGAUUGGUGCUAUGUUGAAUGUGGUAAAGAAUAUACACAAGUUGGCCCGGUUGAAGAUGAAAUAUUACUUAAAAUGAGAAAAUGCUCACCACUGGAACACGCUCAUAAAGUUAAGGCUCCUACGAUGCUUCAAGUGGGCUUGAACGAUUUAAGGGUUCCCCCGGGUCAGUCAAUGGAAUACUUUCAUAGGCUGAAAGCUAACGGAGUCAAUGUCUUAAUGCAUACAUAUGAUGAUAAUCAUCCCAUAGGACAAGUUAAAAAUGAAAUGGAUAGUUUAAUCAAUACAAUAAUGUGGCUCAAGGAGAAUAUUGGGAAAAAAAAUUAAUAUAUUGAUGGCUUGAAUUUUUUUGUACUCUUAAUGUAUUCAUUGCUUUAUUUUUUUGCUUUCAGGAGAAUAAACUGUACGGAUUGCUUUUA